Knipowitschia caucasica is the source of this 300-nucleotide messenger RNA. The record is from the annotation of a GenBank genome assembly. Lineage: Eukaryota; Metazoa; Chordata; Actinopteri; Gobiiformes; Gobiidae.
AUGUCCCGGAACAGACAUACUGCCCCCAGCCUCGGUGUGUCCGGGGUGGGGGCUUAUCUGCUUAAGUUCAAAACCCAAAUGACGCCUGACUGCGAAGCUGAGGCGGACAUGGUGCCCCCAGCCCUGGUGUGUCCAGGGUGGGGGCUUAUCUGCUUAAGUCUAAACCGUAAUAUCGCUCGAAUUAUGGCCCGAAACAGCAUAUUGCCCCCAGCCUCGGUGUGUCCGGGGUGGGGGCUUAUCUGCUUAGGUAUAUCUGGAAGGGCUGGCGAAGCGGCGCGGCAGACCCGUGAAGUCGAGUGA